UCAGCUUUGCAGAUUCGCAGCCACCUUUAUUGUGCACGAAGACAGAAGAGAGAUGUCGGCCGGAGCAGAGGAAGACAAGAAGCCCGUCGCCGGCGAUCAGGGCGCUCAUAUCAACCUUAAAGUCAAAGGACAGGAUGGCAAUGAAGUGUUUUUCAGGAUCAAAAGGAGCACCCAACUGAAGAAACUCAUGAAUGCAUACUGUGAUCGCCAAUCAGUGGAUCUUAAUUCAAUAGCUUUCCUGUUUGAUGGUCGCCGUCUUCGAGGGGAGCAGACUCCAGAUGAGCUAGAGAUGGAAGAUGGCGAUGAGAUUGAUGCAAUGCUACACCAAACUGGAGGAGCAAGUGUUUAAGCUCUUUCUAUUCCAUGGAAAGAUAGCACGGUUUUAACCUUCCAAGUUCGGUGGACAUCAAUGAACUAUUAAGUUGUGAUCAUAGAGUUUUUUUUUUGUUUUUUGUUUUUUGUUUUUUUUUUUGUUUGGACAUAUGAUAGAUACUGUAUGCUGAACUUGCUUCCGCUCAAUUAAACUUAAGCAGCACUUUUCCUGCGAUUAUCCCAAUUUAUAAUCCAUUACGUAGUUUUGGAUA
Messenger RNA from Ipomoea triloba (trilobed morning glory), 584 nucleotides. RefSeq names its product small ubiquitin-related modifier 1. Gene Ontology annotation, molecular function: protein tag activity; ubiquitin-like protein ligase binding. The record is from RefSeq and is a predicted model, not a curated record. Gene Ontology annotation, biological process: protein sumoylation. The coding region runs from base 53 to 349 and encodes 98 amino acids. The transcript has 3 exons. NCBI's taxonomy places the organism in Eukaryota, Viridiplantae, Streptophyta, Magnoliopsida, Solanales, Convolvulaceae. Gene Ontology annotation, cellular component: nucleus.